Brassica rapa (field mustard) is the source of this 1843-nucleotide messenger RNA. Its product is annotated as cysteine protease ATG4b. NCBI's taxonomy places the organism in Eukaryota, Viridiplantae, Streptophyta, Magnoliopsida, Brassicales, Brassicaceae. Gene Ontology annotation, cellular component: cytoplasm. Gene Ontology annotation, molecular function: protein-phosphatidylethanolamide deconjugating activity; cysteine-type endopeptidase activity. Gene Ontology annotation, biological process: autophagosome assembly; aggrephagy; C-terminal protein lipidation. The record is from RefSeq and is a predicted model, not a curated record.
AAAUUUGUCAACUAUGAAUCUGUGUGCCUCUGUUUUCUAGCUAAUUGAGCUCAUACUCUUUUGUUCCAUGUGAAUAGUGUGCUUAUUUUCUCUAGUUAGCGAUACUAUAAUUAAGUAAUUAAUUAGAUGUCUGCGAGGGGAAAGUGCGUUAGAGGUCUCGAAUCGAUUGCAUGAUUUGUUUUGUAUUGCUAUGACGCCUUUAGAUCCCUCUUUGAUUCCUAAGUUCGAGUAAAGAAAGAUUUCUAGGCUGAUAUAAACCACUGUUGAAGUUUAUCUCGUUACUGAUUCUUGAUCAUAGAAGAUAUAUAUCUGUGAGGAUUUUUGUAGUUUAGGCUUCUUAUUAUUGCAGACAAAAGGUAGAUUCUCUGGGAUUGAUUAUCUUAUAUAUGAGGCAAGACAUGUUGCGUUUGGUGCUAUAUGUCUAGGUAAUGAAAGCUAUAUGUGGUAGGUUUCUUCCUUCAAAAUGUUCUUCAUCAAAUGCUGAUGAGAACCUUGAUCAGUCCCCAACGUCUCCAGUAUCAGAUUCGACGCUUCCCUUAGUUUCUCAAACGCUUAGGGAGGCUUCAACGUCCGAGCAUCAGCCAGUUUGCACACCACAUAAUGAUUGGACAGUGAUUCUUAAAACAGCUUCUAUGGCUAGUGGGGCUAUUAAGAGACUUCAAGACCGUGUUUUAGGGCCGAGUAGGAUAGGUAUUCCCAGCAGUACAAGCGAGAUAUGGCUACUGGGUGUCUGUUAUAAAAUCUCAGAAAGUGAAUCCUCAGAAUUAGCUGGUGCAUUUAGACAAGACUUUUCGUCCUUGGUACUAAUGACAUAUCGUAGAGGUUUUGAAGCCAUUGGAGACACAACUUAUACUAGUGAUGUCAACUGGGGUUGCAUGCUUAGAAGCGGCCAGAUGCUCUUUGCACAGGCAUUGCUGUUUCAAAGACUCGGAAGGUCUUGGAGGAAGGAUUCUCAGCCACCUGAAGAGGAAUACUUAGAGAUCUUAGAACUUUUUGGUGAUUCUGAGGCUUCAGCAUUCUCGAUCCACAAUCUUAUACUAGCUGGAGAAUCUUAUGGCCUGGCUGCUGGGUCAUGGGUAGGACCAUAUGCUGUUUGUCGAUCAUGGGAAGCAUUAGUUCGGAAGAGAAGAGAAGAAACUGCGUGUUCCAUGGCUGUUCAUAUCGUUUCUGGCAGCGAAGAUGGGGAGAGAGGUGGAGCUCCGAUUCUCUGUUUAGAAGAUGCCACCAAAACGUGUUUGGAAUAUUCGAAAGGAGAAACUGAGUGGACGUCAGUUCUUCUCUUGGUCCCACUGGUUCUUGGACUUGACAAAGUGAACCCAAGGUACAUUCCAUCUCUGAUAGCCACUUUCACAUUCCCUCAAAGUCUGGGCAUUUUGGGCGGCAAACCAGGUGCAUCAACUUACAUAGUUGGAGUUCAAGAAGAUAAAGGUUUCUACCUUGAUCCGCACGGUGUUCAACAGGUAGUGACAGUCAACAAAGAAACUCAAGAUGUUGACACAUCGUCUUACCAUUGCAAUACUGUACGUUAUGUUCCCUUGGAGUCACUCGACCCGUCGCUAGCUCUUGGAUUCUACUGCCGGGAUAAAGAUGACUUUGAUGACUUCUGCAUCCGAGCAACCAAGCUAGCCGGAGAUUCCAAUGGCGCUCCGUUGUUUACGGUGACUAAAUCUCACAGAACUGGUGAUCGCGGAAUCGCAGAAACCAGCACUGUGACAUGUACUUGUGAGGAGCAUGAAGAUGAAUGGCAAUUACUUUAACCAGUCUACAUUUUACAUUUCAAAAUAGAAAUACAGUUCUUUUUACGUUGAUGUUUUAUACUAUAUAAAAAGUUAAAAACAUCGAA